AUGAUGAUAACUUAAUAGCAUUAGAAAAACAUUUCAAUUUAGUAACAACUUUAAAUUAACUUGAUUACAUAAAUGAUGAAGAUAUCUUCUUAAAAUCAAUAGCUAGAGUAAGAAGUUGUUUAUGAUGUUUGUUAUAACACUUAAUGUAUUUGUCUUUUUUUUGAAUGUGUAUUAAAUAACAUAUAUUAUUAAUAUUAAAUGUCAGAAGAAUUAGCCAAUACUGUUUAUCUUGGGGGAAUCCCUGAAGAUAUUACUGUAGAAUAAAUCAAACACUUAUUUAUAACAUUUGGUGAAAUUAAAUCUGUAGAUUUACCUAUAGAUAGUGAAACUUGUAUAAAUUAUCAAUAAUGAAGAAAAGAAUAGAGGAUUUGCAUUUAUAGAAUAUGAAGAUAUUGAAGAUGCUGAAGCUGCUAUUGAUAAUUAUGAUGAAGGAGAGUUAUUUGGUAAAAUAGUUAAAGUCAAACCUGCUAAGCCAUAUAAACCAAAAUCAUUUUAUACUAAACCUGUUUGGCAUUCUGAAGAUUGGCAAAGAAAAAAUAAUGAAGAAUAUACUUACAAAGAACGUGUUAGAAGAGAAAAAUAGAAAAAGAGAGAUGAAGAAGAAAGAAAAAAAGAAGAGGAAAAAGCUAAGAAAUAUUAAAAAAAAUAGUGA
Messenger RNA from Paramecium pentaurelia, 652 nucleotides. The record is from the annotation of a GenBank genome assembly. NCBI's taxonomy places the organism in Eukaryota, Ciliophora, Oligohymenophorea, Peniculida, Parameciidae.